UCGGCGGCGGUGGGUUAAAGUUGAGAGGGAGAGUGCAGUGCGCCGCCAUGGCGUCCGUCGUAGCUUGCGGGCGAGUUUCUCAGCUGCUUAGAGCUGUGACCGCGAAGUGCGGUGGUUGCAGCCUGCGGGAAUAUGCCCCCCGGCCUCUGCACCGCGCCCUUCGCUCGGACGAAGCAGGGCGAUGUGUUGGCACGGGGAGGCGCGCGUACGGCUCAGACUCGAAGAAGUUCACGGACGAGCUGAGCGUGAGAUACCUGGACGGGUCCGACUCAGGUAUUGUGGUGUUUGCAAUGAAUCGACCAAAGGCAAAGAAUGCUAUCGGCAAAAACCUGUUGACAAUAAUAUCCGAAGCCUUGGAUGCAGUGAAAGUGAACAAUAAAGUACGGACUGUCAUAGUCUGCAGUUUAGUGCCUGGAGUGUUUUGUGCAGGUGCAGACCUUAAAGAGAGGGCAAAAAUGGACCAGAGUGAAGUCGGCCCCUUUGUUUCGAAAGUCAGAGCGUUGACCACCGAGUUGGGUAACCUUCCUAUCCCAACGAUUGCUGCCAUUGACGGGGCGGCGCUUGGAGGCGGUUUGGAGAUGGCCUUGGCCUGUGAUGUCAGAGUUGCAGCAACUUCAGCAAAAAUGGGAUUGGUUGAAGCAAAGCUGGCCAUUAUUCCUGGGUCAGGAGGGACACAGCGUCUGCCGCGGGCCAUAGGGGUGUCCAUGGCCAAGGAGCUCAUCUUCGCGGGUCGGGUGGUGGACGGGGCGCAGGCAAAGGAGCUGGGCCUGGUGAACCACGUCGUGGAGCAGAACAACAGCGGAGAUGCGGCCUACCGCCGAGCCCUGGACCUCGCUCGGGAGUUCCUACCCCAGGGACCCAUUGCAAUAAGAAUGGCAAAACUUGCCAUCAACCAAGGGAUUGAGGUGGAUUUGGCAACAGGUUUGGCUAUUGAAGAAGCCUGCUACGCUCAGGUGAUAACAACAAAAGACAGAAUCGAAGGCCUCACAGCCUUCAAGGAAAAGAGACCCCCGCGCUAUAAGGGGGAGUAAUUAGCCUGGCCAGUUCAAAAGAAGAAGCCACUGCCUUCGCUUUCAUUUGCACGUCUUUGUGUCUGAUAUAAUAUCCGUUCGUCCCCCGUACUCUACGCAUGUGACACGCGCCUUAUGUCUGAAUGUACGUCUGAGUAUCCGUCGUCUCGCUGCUUUCCUAGAGGAGUUGGGACGUGCUUUAAAGACCACGGGAACUUGUGGUGCAAAUUGCUGGUGAACCACUAGAAUGGCUCUUUGUUUCAUUUCGCUUCUCCUUCCUGUUGGAUUGUGCUGCGUUACGAGUCACCGUUAUCUACGUAUAUCCUGUACUGUCCACCUCCAGCUACCCUUUUCGGGUCCUGUUGUCCUGCAUUAUGUAGAUACUGUUGUCUGGGCUUUUUUUUUUUUUUUUUUUUUAAUUAUUUAAAAAAAAAAAUUUCUCAUCACUUCAGCAUUCUGAUCAAAUGUGUUUAUCUAAAAUACAGGGGUUGUGAAUGUGAACGCCUCCAUUUCGAAGUAGGAUGGACUGACUGACACAGAACUCCUGUGUGGUCCUCUCUUCUACUGAAAACGAUUGCAGUCUGACUGUCGUGCUGAUCAGUUUAUUGUGGGAACCUCUUUAUGGCAUUACAGGCACAACCGUUAUGACCCAGAGGAUGGCUUUUGAAGAAAAAGCAAAAUUUUGAAGGCUUAAGAAGGAAAUUGUCCUUUAUUUUAAUAAGAUCUUGGACGUGUAACAAUAAAGGGAUUGUUCUAGUCUCGCUGCUGUUUAUUCCUAGUGCUGAGCUACACAAAUACACUAACAGUCAAAAACGAGCAAAAUACAUUUCAGUGGUAAAAAUGCUAUUAGUCUGUCAAAAAGUUGAUACAUAACUGACUACUGUUUGUGUAAUUUCAAAAUGUGAUGUACAAUAGGUGUUUGAAGAGAUUGCUGGCUAUUCAGUAAAGGUAAGCUUUCAUUUUUCCCUUCUCAUCAUCUGUUGACCUUUUUUUUUUUUUUUUCGCUCUCUGUAGCUUCCAGAGUAAACCACCGUGUAUAAAACUAUUACCAGCAGUAAGUUUUGGGGUUUCUCCUGCAAUCCUGGAAGAACGCUUAAUGGAAUGAUUGUAAAAUGUAAAAAUAAAAUUCACAGUC
Molecule: messenger RNA, 2145 nt
Organism: Scleropages formosus (Asian bonytongue)
Lineage: Eukaryota; Metazoa; Chordata; Actinopteri; Osteoglossiformes; Osteoglossidae
Gene: auh
Product: AU RNA binding protein/enoyl-CoA hydratase
Exons: 10
Coding region: 48-1031 (327 amino acids)
Biological process (GO): fatty acid beta-oxidation
Cellular component (GO): mitochondrion
Molecular function (GO): enoyl-CoA hydratase activity
Source: RefSeq, a predicted model, not a curated record